Molecule: messenger RNA, 1624 nt
Organism: Xyrauchen texanus (razorback sucker)
Lineage: Eukaryota; Metazoa; Chordata; Actinopteri; Cypriniformes; Catostomidae
Product: small ubiquitin-related modifier 1
Exons: 5
Coding region: 135-437 (100 amino acids)
Biological process (GO): protein sumoylation
Cellular component (GO): PML body; nucleus
Molecular function (GO): ubiquitin-like protein ligase binding; protein tag activity
Source: RefSeq, a predicted model, not a curated record
GUUUAGUGACACCAGCAGCGCUGUGUUGUGAGUCUGCUGGUAGAAAAGCGAAAGACCACAUUACUGAACACUACACUUCAUUAUUUAAACCAAGCCAUCGUUCUUUAACGUAGGGCGGCACUUUGCGGAAUAUAAUGUCAGACACGGAGACCAAGCCUUCAAGUGACGGAGGUGAGAAGAAGGAUGGAGAAUAUAUUAAGCUGAAAGUGAUCGGUCAGGACAACAGUGAAAUUCACUUCAAAGUGAAGAUGACGACACAUUUAAAGAAGCUGAAAGAAUCCUACAGCCAGAGACAGGGUGUACCCAUGAACUCCCUACGGUUUCUGUUCGAGGGACAGAGAAUUGCAGACAACCAGACCCCAAAAGAGCUGGGAAUGGAAGAUGAAGACGUGAUCGAGGUGUAUCAGGAACAGACUGGUGGUUGUUGGAAUGACUAGACCUUUAUUUUCAAGCUCUUUAUUUUUAUCUUCAUUUUGUAUGUAUGAAAUUUCUUCUGUUUCCUUUUGCCUUCACCGCAAAGGGAAAUAGAAAAACCAUCUGGAUCAAAUAGAUAUUCUUUUCGGGCUGUUGUGUAUGAAGGAAUUAGGGAAGAAUUAAAAAGGAAGGGGGUUGGUGCAAAUCGAAAUAGAAAAUGUUCCUCUUGCCACACCCCUCUUGAAUCAUCCUCUGUCACGUCCUCACGCACCUAUUUGAAAGGAUUCCGGAAUGACACGUGAUAAAUCGUCUCCUGAGCUGAGUGAAUAGCUUCUCACUUUAAGGGGUUGUUCAUCAAAAGUAACAAUUCUGUUGUCAUUUACUCACUCUCUGAAUAUUAGCCUCCAUUAGUCACCACUCACUUUCACUCUAUGGAAAAAAAGAUGCAAUGAAAGUGAAUGGUGACUGAGAUUAGCAUACUGGCUAGCUAGCAUCUCCUUUUGUGUUCCAUGUAAAAGUCAUACAGGUUUGGAACAACAUACGGGUGAGUAAAUGAUGACAGGGUGAACUAUUCUUUUAAAAUACAAUCACAUCAGAGUGUUAAAAAUCUGUAGACUUUGCUGUUAAAUUCAAUCAACAAAUCAAGACAGAUGUUUGAUGGCAGCUUUGACAUUCUUGCAUUCACUCAAAUUAUUCUAAUUUUUAUUUUUUUAAGAUUUACUCUCCGGUCUAUAACAAAGUUCCAUCAAAUUGAAUAGAGUAAUCCUUAUCAAAAUAAAAUAACAAAAUUUUGGAGUUUUAUCAAUUUUAUUGUUAAAAAGUAGACCGUUUGAGUGUUGUUUCACUGAGGCGUUGUUCUCUUCUAUGUUGUUGGACAUGUUUUAAGUCUUUUGUCAGGGUUAUUAGAAUUCAUUUAAUGCCUUAUUCAUUCAAUUGCUCUUGAAUUGUGUGGAAACAACAUCUCCGAAAGUCUCAAAUUGGUUCAUUUUAAGCAACAGUGAACACAUUGUGACAUAAUGCCAUAGGAAACAUGUUGAGUAUUUUAGAUUCUGAGAUGUUUAGCGGUGGGUUAUUUAGGAUCAAUUGUUGUUUGAUUUUAAAGUGUAAUAUGUGUCUGCAACAACUAUGUACAGUUUAGUUGUGCACUAUGAAUAGGAAGUCACUGUAUUGUGUUGUAACCGACCAGUGGGGAAUUUCUUUUUUUUUUUUU